Messenger RNA from Zasmidium cellare ATCC 36951, 1704 nucleotides. RefSeq lists its product as uncharacterized. Gene Ontology annotation, molecular function: phosphoenolpyruvate transmembrane transporter activity; antiporter activity. Bases 1 to 1704 code for a protein of 567 amino acids. NCBI's taxonomy places the organism in Eukaryota, Fungi, Ascomycota, Dothideomycetes, Mycosphaerellales, Mycosphaerellaceae. The record is from RefSeq and is a predicted model, not a curated record. Gene Ontology annotation, biological process: phosphoenolpyruvate transmembrane import into Golgi lumen. Gene Ontology annotation, cellular component: Golgi apparatus; endoplasmic reticulum. The transcript is spliced from 2 exons.
AUGGUUCCCCACGCGACCUCAGGAGUGGAGCGUCGCCGCUCGUCCUCCAGACACCCGGCUCCUUCGAAAUUCAAGUUCCCCGACUUCAACAAUGACCACGCCGUCGAGUUUGAGGAGGAUGAAGAGGAUGGGAUCUCGCGAGGGCCGAGUCCUCGGCCGCUGCCCAAUGGCCUACCGCCCGGCCUGCACUCGAGCGAGCGCUGGCCGCCGCGAAAAGAGACGUCGUUGAGGAGUUGGGCUUCGUGGGCUGCGAAUGGGAAGUUGGGCGGCACAAGACCUAAUCGGCAGAAGAGUCUGGGCGAGGCGAUCAAGACGGUGAGGACACGAAAGGCGAGCAUCAGCCAGAAUGCGCACGAGAUUGCAGAGUCGCUCAAAGCGCCUGUGUCCCUGAGGCUAGUUCUCCUCUGCAGCUUCUGGUACGCGUCGUCAAUCCUCACGAAUACCUCGUCGAAAGCUAUCCUGACCGCCCUACCGAAACCUAUAACUUUGACCGUGGUCCAGUUCAUGCUCGUGUCCUUCUGGUGUAUCUUCCUCUCAUGGCUCGCCAAACGCAACGUCGCCGUUCGGGAAGCUUUACCAGUGUUGAAGAAUGGCAUUCGAAGACCAAACAAGGACAUCAUCAUGGCCACUCUCCCUCUCACUGCCUUCCAAAUCGGAGGCCACAUCCUAAACUCGGACGCAAUGUCAAGGAUCCCCGUAUCACUAGUCCACACGAUCAAGGGACUGUCACCGCUCAUGACUGUCGUCGCCUAUCGCGUCUUCUUCGACAUUCGAUAUUCAACAACCACCUACCUAUCUCUAGUCCCGCUCACACUCGGGGUUAUCUUGGCGUGCUCGGCAAGUCUCGCCGGAAACUUCCUCGGCCUGGCGUAUGCUUUGGGCAGCGCAGUGCUCUUCGUCACGCAAAAUAUCGUCUCCAAAAAGAUCUUCAACGACGCAGCCAAAGCUGAAGCCGACGGCACGCCGAUUGGAAGGCGCAAGCCUGAUAAGCUCAACUUGCUUUGCUAUUCCUCGGCUCUGGCGUUCCUCUUCACAUUCCCGCUUUGGCUCUGGUCGGAGGGCUUCUCCAUGGCGGCCGACUUCAUGAAGGACUGGUCGAUUGACCUACGGGAGAGACCGGGUUCGCUGGAUCAUGGGGCCUUGAUGGCUGAGUUCAUCUUCAAUGGGACUUUCCAUUUCGGACAGAGCUUGGUGGCUUUUGUGCUGCUGGGCAUGGUGUCGCCUGUAACGUACUCGGUUGCGAGCUUGAUCAAGCGGGUUGUUGUCAUCAUGUUCGCGAUUGUAUGGUUUGGCAAUCCCAUGUCGGGGAUCCAGGGAAUCGGGUUUGGGCUGACGUUUGUCGGGCUCUACCUCUACGACCGCACUUCAGAUGCCGCGAAAGCUGAUAAGCGCGCGAGAGAAAAGGCGGAGAGCAAGGAGCCUUUAUUACCUAUCAACGUGGCGGACGCCAAGAAGAGCGGCCCCGCCAUGUUCACCCAGUCGCCCAUGAGCGCUGGUGAAAACCUCCACGCAGGAAGCAAUGGCUACGCAAACGGCGAGCCCGGAGGCAGCGGGCCAGGGCGACCACACAUGAACGGCACCGCAUCGCCUAACAACGCGAACGGCGUGGCCAUGUCAUUACCGCCCGGCACCAAAGCAGAAGAAACCUGGACCUCAGGCGACGUCGCGCGGCAGCAAAGCGUGAAGUCCAACGGUGUAAGAUAG